This is a messenger RNA of Carassius gibelio (silver crucian carp), 1336 nucleotides long. It is a transcript of the gene nfu1, whose product is annotated as NFU1 iron-sulfur cluster scaffold homolog (S. cerevisiae). Gene Ontology annotation, molecular function: iron-sulfur cluster binding; iron ion binding. The record is from RefSeq and is a predicted model, not a curated record. Gene Ontology annotation, biological process: iron-sulfur cluster assembly. The coding region runs from base 38 to 796 and encodes 252 amino acids. Gene Ontology annotation, cellular component: mitochondrion. The transcript has 8 exons. NCBI's taxonomy places the organism in Eukaryota, Metazoa, Chordata, Actinopteri, Cypriniformes, Cyprinidae.
GGAUGUGACGUCACACAGUCUUCAUGCCCUCACAAACAUGGCCGCGCACAGGAGCGUCGGUGUUGGAAGGAGUUUAUCUGUACUUUUAACGAGAUCGUAUCCUGUAUGCAGUUAUCAUGGGACAGGGCUCACCAGGCCACCCCUUCACAGCGUGAACAGACGUCCCAUUCCACAACAAACAGCCGCUGUGUUUAUCAGAAACAUGUUUAUUCAGACCCAAGACACUCCUAACCCACACAGCCUGAAGUUUCUUCCUGGUCGCGUGGUGCUGGAAUCAGGGACUAUGGACUUUCCUGGACCGAGAGAUGCUUACUGUUCACCCCUGGCAAGGCAGUUGUUCAGAAUAGAUGGAGUCAAGAGUGUCUUCUUCGGCCCUGACUUCAUAACCAUUACUAAGGCUGAUGGUCAGACAGAGUGGAAAGUGAUCAAACCGGACGUCUUCGCCACCAUCAUGGACUUCUUCACCUCCGGACUUCCUGUUGUCAAUGAGGCAGAUGCUCCACGUGCUGACACGGCUCCUUCUGAGGAUGACGAUGAGGUGGUGGCCAUGAUUAAAGAGCUGCUGGACACACGCAUAAGGCCCACGGUGCAGGAGGAUGGAGGUGACGUGUUGUACCGGGGGUUCGAGGAUGGCAUUGUAAAGCUGAAGCUGCAGGGUUCCUGCACCAGCUGUCCCAGCUCCAUCAUCACGCUGAAGAGCGGCAUCCAGAACAUGCUGCAGUUCUACGUUCCCGAGGUGGAAGGAGUCGAGCAGGUGAAGGAAGAGGAUGUGGAUGUCGAAAAGGAAGUCCAGUGACAUGAGUUUCGGUUGACUUCAUCCUUCCUUUCUAAUAAAUGACCUAGCACCCUUCCUUCCCAUCAGUGUCCAAUCAUGUAGUUUAGCAGAGACUACUCCGUUACACAGCAGUAAGGAAAAUGGACAAAUCUGUGUCUCACACUCCUUUAAACACGUAUGUGUUAGCUACAGACACUGAUAUUAAAUCAAGUGUGCAGCAAAUGUUUUUUAGGCUACACUUUUGUAUAGACAGUGUUUGGUUGGUGCUGUAACAGGUUUGGGCUCGGUCGCAAAUAAUAUUUUAUAGAUUAUCACUCAUUGCACUGGAUAAAAUAAAAGGCAGAAUUUCAUGCAUUUUUGAAUAAGUUAUAUGCAAUAGGCAUUUUCCAAGACGCAUGUAAAUAUUAGCUUAAGAAAUCGAUUGGUUUCAUGCUUGAUGUAAUUUUAGGAAUCCUGUUUGCUUCAUGGGUCAUUGUACAUAAAAAAAUAAAAGUUGUAUCACCAGCAGAGGACGCUACAGAACUACACAAACAGCCACAAUAAAAUCACUGCUCAUUCAGA